GCUGAUCCUCCAUCACCGCUACUUCCAACCGGGAAGGUCAUCACUACAAAACCCGAGACAUUGAGAGCACAAAAUCCGAAAGGAUUGUUUGCGGCCCCCGUAAGCACCAACUCAGCUCCAUUUUAAGAGAUGCGGGCUGCACCAUCUCAAUCCCAUUACCCACGCAAAGAUGUCUUCCGCCGACAAAGUUCAGCCAGAGGUCAAAUCAAGCGACCAGCUUCUCGUCUGGAAUGCCAUCUCACGCUUUCUGCCCGUGUCCCACCCUGACCACUCGUAUUGGUGGAAGGUGACGGGCCGCCAUCUUGCCUUGAUGAUGCAUGAGGCAGAGUACCCACUGGAGCGGCAGAUCGAGAACCUACUCUUCUACUUCUUCACCGUCAUCCCACGCCUCGGGCCGCAACCCACCUCCCGCGAGCCGUGGUUCAAGAGCCGAGUUGCAGCCGGGGCGGGCGAUGGUGCCCCCAUCGGAUACAGCUGGCGCUGGAGCAUCGGUGACACCAAGCCCGGCAUCCGCUACUACAUUGAGCCGGUGGGCGCGCUGACCGGCACACCGGCUGACCAGCUCAACGAAGUCGCAACCAAGGAGCUGCUCGUCGAGCUCGGCAGCCUGCUCCCCGACGCUGAUCUCUCCCUCUUCUGGAAGUUUGCGCCGCACCUGCGUCCCAACCUGACAGACUCGGCUUCGCUCCAGGCCUUUGCCGGUUCUGCUUUGCUGCUCGGUGUCGAAAUUCCCCCCUCGUCCAGCGCCGUCGACAUCAUGACCUACUGGUUUGCCCGGGCGCCGACGCAGGCCGCCCAGCUGCUCGACAGUACUCUGCCCGCCGCCAUGCGUGAUGCCUACGGUGCCGAGGCCGACCUUACUGCUCUUGCUGCAGUCCGCGACUUCAUGGCAAAGGACCCAAACGGCUCCCAGCUCACCAUGACCGGCACUACCGCGACAGACUGCCGCCGCCCCGCCGAUGCCCGCGUCAAGAUCUACGUUGCCACGCGCAACUCGUCCUUCGACCACAUUGCAGCCGUCAUGACGUUCGGCGGCCGCAAAACCGUGUCCUCGGAGCUGAUGGCCCAGCUGCAAGAGCUUUGGUACCGUCUGAAGGGAUUGCAGCCAGACUUUCCCACGUCGGCACAGCUGCCGCUUCCUGCUGGCGAUGGUGGCGCAAACCCCAUCGGCUUGAGCUUCUACUUUGACAUUCAGCCCAAGCACGCUCUGCCGGAUGUCAAGGCGUACUUUGCCGUCGGAAAGCAUGCCAAGACCGACUUGGCUGCUGCCGAAGCCGUGACUGGUUUCUUGGAGCGCCACGGCCGUGGCCGCUACACUAAGGCGUAUAUGAACGCAUUGCAGGGCGUCGUGACUCCUGAGGAACUGCGCACCCGCCGUGGCGCGCAGGCUUACUACUCGGUUGCGUUCAAGAAGGGACAAGUGGAUAUUACGUCGUACUUUGUCCCGCAGGUUUAUAGGAGGUUCGAUGAGAUAGAGGCCGAGAUAAAUGGUAGAUAGAUGACUCGCUUAUCUUCAGGGAUAAGUAGAAAGAUUGUUAGGAUGAUUUUGACCUAGUUUUCUUAUAUAAUGCCACCAGCGGAACCGUAGGACACCGAGAUAGGCUUGGAACACUCGCUUCUACUCUUGCACGAUCAGGUGUAUUGCUGGGUACGUCAUAAAAUGGCUUGAAGUUGGGAAGUUAUGGCGGGAUAGAACAGUGGACAGGGAGCAGCUACAUAGUCUGAAACCACUAAGUCUGUCUCUUACU
Aplosporella prunicola CBS 121167 is the source of this 1748-nucleotide messenger RNA. RefSeq lists its product as uncharacterized. Bases 170 to 1498 code for a protein of 442 amino acids. The transcript has 2 exons. Lineage: Eukaryota; Fungi; Ascomycota; Dothideomycetes; Botryosphaeriales; Aplosporellaceae. The record is from RefSeq and is a predicted model, not a curated record. Gene Ontology annotation, biological process: alkaloid metabolic process. Gene Ontology annotation, molecular function: prenyltransferase activity.